AUGAAGCUUACCUUGAGAAUAGUUCCCAUGCUUGUAAUUUGUCUAGUGAUCGCCACGUGUUUUUCGUCCCCGGCCGAUGCCUACGUGCCCGCACCUUCACCUCUGGCAGAUGAUCCACUCGAGACUGCUCCUGGUCAAUCGGGUGGAGAACCUCCAACGACUCAAGUACUGUUGGUGGGAGUUUUCGAUGUCAUGGAUUAUGGAGCAGUGGCCGAUGGAGAGACGGAUAGCAGCAUGGCAUUCUUGUCAGCCUGGGAGGAAGCAUGCGCACACCACAGCAAUUCGACCCUCUAUGUACCCAACAACACGUUUUUGGUUGGUCCACUUUCAUUCACCGGACCUUGCCGCAAUCUCUAUUCGCCGAGAGUGGAGGUCAGAGGGACUCUGAAGGCACCGACGUCCCCCAGUAAGUUCCCGACCAACGAUUGGAUCGUUUUCCGAGACUUGCACGGACUAGUCCUCACGGGCGAGACCGGGAGGGCUUUGUUCGAUGGCCAAGGAUCAGAAGCCUGGAAAGACCCAAGCUGCCAGAAUAAAAGCAGAUGCGACAAGCUGAUAACUUCGCUGAGAUUGAGCAACGUCUCGCACGCGACAAUCGACCACAUCAACCUGCUCAAUGGCAAGAGCUUCCACAUGAGCAUCCACAAGUCCAGUAACAUCCGAGUGCACAACGUCAGCAUUAUGGCACCUGGAGACAGCCCAAACACCGAUGGAAUCCACGUUAGUCACUCUGCAAACAUUUCCAUUACUUCUUCGACUAUUGGUGUUGGGGAUGACUGUGUCUCGAUCGGACCCGGCAGCACCAAUAUAUCGGUUUCCUACGUAGAUUGCGGUCCAGGACAUGGAAUCAGUGUCGGGAGCCUAGGCAAAUACAAGAAUGAGGAGAAAGUGGAUCUGAUCAGAGUGAGCAAUUGCACAAUCAACGGGACGCAGAACGGCGUCCGAGUGAAGACGUGGCCUGGGGCUCCGCCGAGUGAGGCUUCCAACAUGAUAUUCGAGAACAUCGUCAUGACGAACGUUACGAGCCCCAUCAUCAUAGAUCAAGAGUACUGUCCAUCACAGCAAUGCGAUAUCCAGAAGUCCUCACUAGUAAAACUCAGUAACAUGCUGUUCAAGAACAUAACCGGCACGUACAACAGCAAGGAGGCGGUGACCAUGCUGUGUAGCCCCAGCGUGCCGUGCGAGAAUGUAUUGCUCGUCGGCAUUCAUCUGAACUGGACAGAGCAGGAAGAUCCUCGGGCGGGCCAUGUGAGCUUGAAGGGUCUAAUCCAAGGUUUAGACAUUAUCAAUUCGAGUUUCUAA
Syzygium oleosum is the source of this 1302-nucleotide messenger RNA. Its product is annotated as exopolygalacturonase-like. Gene Ontology annotation, biological process: carbohydrate metabolic process. The record is from RefSeq and is a predicted model, not a curated record. The transcript is spliced from 5 exons. Lineage: Eukaryota; Viridiplantae; Streptophyta; Magnoliopsida; Myrtales; Myrtaceae. The coding region runs from base 1 to 1302 and encodes 433 amino acids. Gene Ontology annotation, molecular function: polygalacturonase activity.